UUUUCAGCACAACGGGAGGCUAAAACUAUUGUAAUUAUUAUUUACUGCUUGGCAGCGUACCUACCGGCGACUGUAGACUGAAGAGCAAAGAAGAUUUUUUCAGACUUUCGGGAAUGAAAGUUGCUAACUAUUAAGGAAGUGUAAAAAAACCCAGCUACUUUGCUGUGCUUGGAAGUGGUUCUUAAGAAAAGUUUAAUGUUUACAUUUUCGGCGGGGGAAAAGAAUAAUCAGGCUGCGGAUUGCGUUCCUUUCUUAGUUCUUUUCUCUUCUUGAGAGAGAGAGAAAGAGAGGACAAUGGAUAUGUCUGAUCCAAACUUUUGGACUGUUCUCUCAAACUUUACUCUGCCUCAUUUAAGGAGUGGAAACAGGCUUCGUCGAACACAAAGUUGCCGUACAAGUAACCGGAAAAGUUUGAUAUGCAAUGGACAAUCUCCAGCUAUGCCUCGACCCCAUUCACCACUUUCAGCUCAUGCAGGUAGUAGCCCUCAAGACAGCCCAAGAAACUUCUCUCCUAGUGCCUCAGCCCACUUUUCUUUUGCACGAAGGACCGAUGGACGACGUUGGUCACUGGCAUCUCUCCCCUCCUCUGGCUAUGGUACAAAUACUCCAAGCUCAACAGUUUCAUCAUCCUGCUCUUCCCAGGAGAAGUUACACCAGUUACCAUACCAACCAACACCAGAUGAACUACAUUUUUUGUCUAAACACUUCUGUGCCACUGAAAGCAUUGCCAGUGAUAAUAGAUGUAGGACUACUCAAAUGCGUCCACGAUCAAGAAGCCUCAGCCCUGGACGUUCUCCUGCCUGCUGUGACCAUGAAAUAAUUAUGAUGAACCAUGUAUACAAAGAAAGAUUCCCAAAGGCGACAGCUCAGAUGGAAGAUCGACUUCAGGAGAUUAUCACCAACCAUUCUCCUGACAACGUCCUUCCCUUGGCGGAUGGCGUGCUUAGUUUCACCCACCAUCAGAUCAUUGAGCUGGCUCGCGACUGCCUGGAUAAAUCGCAUCAGGGUCUCAUCACCUCACGAUAUUUCUUUGAAUUACAGCACAAAUUGGACAAGCUCCUGCAGGAGGCUCAAGAGAGAUCAGAAAGUGGAGAACUGGCAUUUAUUAAACAACUUGUCCGAAAGAUUCUUAUUGUCAUUGCUCGUCCUGCUCGCUUACUUGAAUGCUUAGAGUUUGAUCCUGAAGAAUUUUAUUAUCUUUUGGAAGCUGCAGAAGGGCAUGCUAAAGAAGGGCAAGGAAUUAAAACUGACAUCCCUAGGUAUAUUAUUAGCCAGCUGGGGUUGAAUAAGGAUCCUUUGGAAGAAAUAGCUCAGCUAGCUAACUAUGACAGUGGAACAGCAGCAACUCCAGAAACAGAUGAAUCAGUCAGUAGUUCCAAUACAUCUCUCAAACUUCAAAGGAAGCCUCGUGAAAGUGAUUUUGAGACUAUUAAAUUAAUUAGUAAUGGAGCAUAUGGUGCUGUUUAUUUGGUGCGGCAUAAAGAAACGAGACAGAGAUUUGCCAUGAAAAAGAUUAACAAACAGAAUCUUAUUCUUCGAAAUCAGAUUCAGCAGGCUUUUGUUGAACGUGAUAUCCUGACAUUUGCAGAAAAUCCAUUUGUAGUCAGCAUGUAUUGUUCCUUUGAAACUAGACGCCAUUUAUGCAUGGUCAUGGAGUAUGUGGAAGGUGGAGAUUGUGCUACUUUAAUGAAAAAUAUGGGUCCUCUGCCUGUAGACAUGGCCAGGAUGUACUUUGCAGAGACUGUUCUGGCUUUGGAGUAUCUUCACAAUUAUGGAAUAGUACACAGAGAUUUGAAACCAGAUAAUUUAUUAGUGACAUCCAUGGGACAUAUAAAGUUAACAGAUUUUGGGCUAUCUAAAGUUGGCCUCAUGAGUAUGACCACCAAUCUUUAUGAAGGUCAUAUUGAGAAGGAUGCUAGAGAAUUUCUGGAUAAACAGGUCUGUGGCACACCAGAAUAUAUAGCUCCUGAAGUGAUUCUGAGACAAGGAUAUGGCAAGCCAGUUGACUGGUGGUCCAUGGGAAUUAUCCUAUAUGAAUUUCUUGUAGGAUGUGUGCCAUUUUUCGGGGAUACACCAGAGGAACUAUUUGGACAAGUAAUCAGUGAUGAGAUCAAUUGGCCAGAAAAGGAUGAAGCUCCACCUCCAGAUGCCCAGGAUUUGAUUGCGCUGCUUCUAAGACAAAACCCCUUGGAGAGACUUGGCACAGGUGGUGCGUAUGAAGUGAAACAACACCCGUUCUUCCAAAAUCUAGACUGGAAUAGCUUGCUUAGACAGAAAGCAGAGUUCAUUCCACAACUGGAAUCUGAAGACGACACAAGUUACUUUGACACACGUUCUGAGAAAUACCACCAUAUGGAAACAGAAGAAGAAGAUGACACAAAUGAUGAAGACUUUAAUUUGGAGAUUAGGCAGUUUUCCUCAUGUUCGCAUAGAUUUUCAAAAGUUUUUUGUAGUAUAGAUCGAAUAACUCGAAAUCAAACUGAAGACAAGGAAGAUGCAACAGAGAGAGCCAAAAAUGUGUCACUAACAUCUGCAGAAUCCUUAAGUUGGAGUUCGGAAUAUUCUGAAAUACAACAGCUAUCUACAUCUGUCUCCUCUGAUACUGAAAGUUCCAGGCAACAUCACAAUUCAGGAUUGCUUCCAAAAUUGGCCAUAUCUGCUGAAGGAGAUCAAGAAGAAGCCUCACGUUCUGUCAGAGCCCGUAAAGAACAAGAAAAAGCUGCAUUUGUUAAUGAGGAAACAAUUCAAGAUGAAGUAGACGUAACAACUCCAGCAAGCACUAUCAGUAGCUCCACAUUGUCAGUUGGCAGCUUUUCAGAGCACUUGGAUCAGAUAAAUGGAACAAGGGAGAGUGUGGACGGCACAGAUAAUUCCUCAAAGCCAUCCAGUGAAUCAGCAUCUCGUGUGGCUCGUCAGCGAUUAGAAACUACAGAGAAAAAGAAAAUCUCCGGAAAAGUCACAAAGUCCCUCUCUGCUAGUGCGCUUUCCCUCAUGAUCCCAGGAGAUAUAUUUGGUGUGUCUCCUUUGGGAAGCCCUAUGUCCCCUCAUUCCAUGUCUUCAGAUCCAUCAUCCUCAAGGGAUUCCUCUCCUAGCCGUGAUUCUUCAACCGCUUCUGCAAGUCCUCACCAACCAGUCAUAAUCCACACAUCUGGCAAAAAGUAUGGGUUCACUAUCCGAGCAAUCAGAGUGUAUGUGGGUGACAGUGACAUCUACACAGUUCAACAUAUUGUUUGGAAUGUUGAAGAAGGAAGCCCGGCUUAUCAAGCUGGACUGAAGGCUGACGAUCUGAUCACUCAUAUUAAUGGAGAGCCUGUCCAUGGUCUUGUUCACACAGAAGUCAUAGAGCUGUUGUUAAAGAGUGGUAAUAAAGUGUCAAUUACUACAACACCCUUUGAGAAUACGUCAAUAAAAACAGGACCAGCCAGAAGAAAUAGCUAUAGGAGCCGAAUGGUUAGACGCAGUAAGAAAACCAAAAAGAAAGAGAGUUUGGAAAGGAGGAGAUCUCUCUUUAAAAAGCUGGCCAAGCAGCCGUCACCCCUUCUUCAUACAAGCCGGAGUUUCUCCUGCCUGAACCGAUCGCUGUCAUCGGGAGAGAGCUUGCCAGGCUCUCCAACUCACAGCUUGUCUCCCCGCUCACCCACACCAAGCCUCCGCUCCACCCCUGAUUUCCCCUCAGGAACAAAUUCUUCCCAGAGCAGCUCCCCAAGCUCAAGUGCACCCAAUUCUCCAGCUGGUUCAGGACAUAUUAGACCUAGCACUCUUCAUGGUUUGGGUCCAAAGCUUGGUGGGCAAAGAUACAGAUCAGGAAGACGUAAAUCGGCCGGUAGCAUUCCUCUCUCACCUUUGGCACGGACUCCUUCUCCAACACCUCAGCCAACGUCUCCUCAGCGGUCUCCAUCACCUUUAUUGGGACACUCAAUUGGAAAUGCAAAAAUAACUCAGGCCUUCCCUAGUAAAAUGCAUUCUCCUCCUACUAUUGUCAGGCAUAUAGUUCGGCCUAAAAGUGCAGAGCCACCGAGAUCUCCAUUGCUCAAGAGGGUUCAGUCUGAAGAGAAACUUGCCCCUUCAUAUGGGACUGACAAGAAACACUUAUGCUCACGCAAACACAGCUUGGAGGUAACUCAGGAAGAGGUUAACAGGGAGGUAUCUCCAAGAGAUGUAACCCUUCAGAGUUUGGAGGAGAAUGUAUUAGAUGCCCCAUCUUUUACGCGAGUGAGGCCUGUAGAGCAAGGCUGCCUGAAACGGCCUGUUUCUAGGAAACUGGGCAGGCAGGAAUCUAUUGAUGAGCUGGACAGGGAAAAAUUAAAAGUCAAAAUAGUUGUCAAAAAACAAGACCUGGCAGAGAAACAAGAAUAUUUACAGAAAGCAAGCACCAUGCAUGAACCUUUUUGUGAAUCAGAAAACCCCGUUACCUCAUGCCUGGAGGAGAAAGAAGGCAAGAAAACAUUUCAUAAAGCCAUGGAAAGAUCAAGCCACUUUGAAACUAAAAUCGCAGCUCUGGAGACACAGUCGGUAGGUGGCAUGCUGAAAGAUACCCUUCAAAAGAACGCCAACAUGAGAUCAAAUGAUUGCACUGCUUCAGAUGCACACACACCAUGUCAUGGCCCCCUGCUUAAUGAAUUCAAUCAUUUGUCAUACGACUUCAAAAGAAUUUCCCUUGCUUCUAACUUGCAAGAUAUGCUGCCCCAAUCAUCUGACAAGAUACUGAAUGGAAAGGGAGAAAAUGCAGAUAAAACUGCACCAACAAAAGAAUUGGUCAAAUGCGAAAGAUUAGAUAGUAAGCUCACAAAUAUUGAUUAUCUUCGGAAGAAAAUGUCCUUUGAAGAAAAAGAUGACAGCCCUUGUCCAGUGCUAAAGUCCAAACUGACAUCAAAUAUACAUGAAUGCCAUCAGCUCAAUACAAUCAGACCAGUGACUGUACAGCAGGAUUCAAAUUUGUCAUCUGACAGCCGAUCAUACAUCAGCAGUGCUCAUUCUGCUCAGAUUAGCUCUGUUUCUUUUGUUCCCCUCAAAGCCUUGAAUAGCCGAGCAGAUAGUGGCAUGGAAAAAUCAACCCUGAUUUCUACAGAGUCCCCAGUCCGAAAGAGUCCUUCAGAAUAUAAGCUAGAAGGGAGGUCUGUGUCUUGCUUGAAACCAAUUGAAGGCACAUUAGAUAUUGCUUUACUUUCAGGGCCACAGGCUUCAAAGAUACCUUCAGAGGGGUCUUCAUGUGCAUCCCCAGGAGGACAGAGUGCCAAAAAUGAAUCUGAAUGUCCCAUCACACUUACGUGCCAGAGUGGCAGCAGUGUGAAGACUGAGCCCUCUUGUCAAAAAGAACAACCAUCAAUCUACCAACAAUCCCGGUUUUAUAAAUCUGAACUACUGGAGCUUCAAAGUUCAAAACCAAAUAAAAAUAUUCAAAAUCCAUCAGCAACGACUGUGGGCAUAGAACAGCCAUUUGAAAAAAUGGCCUGCAGUCUGAGUGCAAAAUGUGACCCAGCUCUUCGGGUGUCUAACGAAAAAAGAGAGGUAACCCAGUUUAUUGCAAGUGAGGCUAAAUCAAGCAGCCUUCAAAACCAGGACUCUGCUUUGACAACCUAUAAAUCUUCCACAGCACAGGGCAUCUCUGAAAAAGCCAAACAAAAAGAGAAGAAAGCAUCCAAAGAAGCACUUGACAACCAAAUAAAGGCCCAAAGGAAUGAUGACCUGCAUCCAGAAAAGCCUGAGGUCGCUGAGGAUUCAUCAGCCAAAAAGCCUGGUACAGAAGUGCUCCCAAAUCAAGACAGUAGACACAUUCAGAGGUGUCCCUUUGAGUCAGCUGCUCAUCUGCAGACAUGUGGCGUAACAAAAGCGAAGGUAGUGAGCUCAAAGGGGAAGCCCAAAGAUGUGCUCAGGCAACAUGCAAAAGAGGAUAAUAUCACUAAACAACCUUCAGGAAGUGAGUUGGACAUGCAGAAAGCAAGUGCAUAUUUCAAAUCUGAAGCCUCGCUUCCUUCAAAGUCUUUACAAACAUCAGCAGAUACAAAUUCUGCCAAAAUGGAAAAACCGUUGGUUGGUAUUGCUGUGCAAAAGGACACCCCUCGAGAACUGGGGACAAAAGAGCAGAAACAAUCCAAAAACACACAGCCUCCAGCUAUGUUACCAGCUGGUGACAGAGAGCCCAGCAUUGCUUCUAGGCAACAAGGCAGCAAUUCUGAUGUUCCUGCUGUAAAGGAAUCUGUCAACAGACCAUCUGUGGUUCCUGUGUGUUUCACUCACCAAGAUAAUCUCCGAUCUGCAUCAUAUAUGGAUACCAGCUCCAUUAAAUCCAGACAUGUCCCUGAUGCUUGUUCUUCUAAAUCGAAGCAUUCUGACAAGUUGACACCGACACAAAAACAAAUAGCUAUAAAUGUGAAAGAAAAAGAAAUCAGUGUUCAGGUCUUGGCAGGUUCUCGGAAGGAGGGGAAGAGCGUCAAUAAAACUGUACUGGAUUCCUUUUCAUACCCUUCAAGCUCUCAAAAAAAACUAAAUAAUGAGCAUAUCCAGGUAGAAAGGCAUUUAGUCAUAGAAUGUAGGUCAGAGCCCUCAAUCCUAAUCAAUAGCUCCAUGCCUGAAAAACAGCUCAAAUCCUUCAGUAAUAGCCAUGCAGUGGCAGCAGCCCCAGAGAACACUAAGAAUUUUCAAAGGCAAGAAAUGGCAAGCUUAAGUGAUCCUGUUGAUCAAAAGGCACUCCAUAUACACAGCAAGCAAACGGUGGCUCCAAAGGUAUCUGCUGCGAAAGAUUGUCCUUUGCCAAACAAACAGGUGGACAAGGGCCCAAGCAAUCAGACUCCUUCUGCAGAAAAACCACCUGAAUGGAAAAAAUGCACAGAUGCACUUUAUUUUCAGAAUGACUAUGGGAACUCAGAUUCUAAUAUUUCCUUUAUUAGCUGUGAUACCAGAGGGAAAGCUUCAGAAAAGACAGUCAUGGGUGGCAAGAACUCUCAGGAUGCUAAAGGAAAAGGACACACAAAUCAGAAACAGCCAGCCGAAGGAAGCAAGCCUCAUGCAGCAAAGCAUUCCUCCUCAGCUGUUUUACAGAGUUCAUGUCGCCCAGCCACAACAGUUACCAAACAGCUUGACUGCCCGUCCAACUUUCCUGACUGUAGACAGGAAGCCCUAGUUUUGCCUUUAGCAAAGGCUAAGCUGGGGUCAUCAGAGCCGCUUGCUGGGAGCUGCAGGGAAGUAAAAAAGCAAGCCAGCGCUUCCUCAGCAGAGGGCAGAGUAGAAAUGACUAAAAGUAUUUCAGUCUUGGGCUUAUACUCUGUGGCUUCUCCCGCAGAAGAGCACAUGCCCACUUCAAGUUUGGGGGGGAAACCCAGAAGCCAAGAGAGGGCUCAGUCUGCUAACACUACUGUGGACAUAAAGGGAAAAGAUCCCAUUCGGCCUCAGUCUUCUGCUGCAAGAAAACAGAAUGUAGGGAAAGAUUUGCCAAAGUCAGGGACUCCAGCUGACUCUUUCAGUGCACUUUCAUCUGACAAAGACUCUGCCCGGCAGAGGCGAGGAAAAGAUGUCUCGCGGAACAGUCCUCACAAAAAGGCCUCCUAAUAGGAACAGUUGCAAAUAGGACUUCCUAGUUGAAAAUUGAGUGUUUUGUCUUACUUUCAGAAAUCAGCACUGUGUAGUAUUUUCUUGCAGGAAAACCUUCAGAGCCACUUAAGCAGGGUGUGUAAAGAGAGGACACUUCCCCCCUCCCCCAAAAUGCCUUCCCAAAAUACAACCGGUUAAACUGUUACCAUAUUGUACUUGUACAAAAUACUUUUACAAUUUGCGAGAUGUGUUUGGGGUGGGAUUCCUUGUAAAUACUUAGGUAGUCUGUAUCUUUUUGAAUGUAGCAUAUCCAUUUUGCUGCUGAUUGCAUUGUUUACUAUAUCUUUUUAAUGAUCGUAGCUUUGCCACUGAUUUGCCAUAAUCUGGGAAGAAGCAGAGUUACUAAAGCUUUGACCCUAGGCUGAGCCCACAAAUAUAUUGGUUUAAUGAGGGGGCAGAGUAGAGGUGCCCUUAGGUGGAGGUGCCCCAAUUGUAGUUGUUUAAAAUUCUAUAGAUAAGAUUACAAUUAAGAAAUAGUGGUUUAUUGUGAAUUGUUAUGUGUAAGAGCUAGGGAUUGACAGUGUUGUUUGGAGCCAGUUGCAUUCUGAGUUUGAAUUGGAGAUCAAAAUGCAACUCUUCAAAGCACAGCAUGUGCCUCUUGGUUAAGAUCUGCCUAGUGAAAGGAAGUGUCUCCAUUAUCUUUCUCACAACAUCCAGUUCAUAUUAUUCUGCUAAUAUGGAGCCUCCCUGUAUAGCUAUAUCCUGCUCCUUAUUCUAUGCUGACAUUGUGAAUUCUUUGUGAAUUUAGUUGUCUUGGUUCCGGUCAUAAUGAUUUACAUUCAGACUGGUGUGUGGAAUAAAGUGCAUGAGGAAGCACAUGGCAAAAACUGCUAAACAGGUUUUCAUGAACAUUAAUGAAUUUGAAUUUUCUUCAUUAUCAUGAUAGGUAAAUUUGAGCAUUUAGUGGUUCAGCUUUCUUUUCUUUUUUAUGACAAAAGUGGUAAAGUGUGGGGGGGAGGGUAUUUUUCAGCCGCAUAGCUAGAUAAAAUAUCCACAUCUGAUAAUACCUAGCUGGGGGCCUUAUGUUGUAGAUAAGCUUGCUGUUUUUAGCAAGUCAUACCAGGUUUCACAUUCUUUUUGAAGUACAUUAAGUAGCUCUAUACAUUUCAUAUUGUGACCUUUAUUUGUAUGCAAAAGAAAUUAAUGUUGUAAUUUUUUUUAUGAAAAAAGGCAUUUUUUGUAACAGAGGGACCUGCUAGAGCUAUUUGGUGCUAGAAUGUGAGUGUCAGACAAAAAGAUUUUUUUGCUAAGCCUUAUUUAAAUUUUGUGUAUUGCAGAAUAUGUAGAAUUUGUCUGAUUCAGUUUGGAGCAAAGGCAUUUGGUUUGGUUCUUAGAACAUUGCAUUCCAGAAUCAGAAGAAUGUUUAAGUGACUGGGAUCCAGAACAUAAUAGAUUUUUUCCCCCUGCUAUAUUUCCUCACAGAAGCUCAUUUAAUGCUGACCCCUCUCCUGGGCAUUUCCCCCAUUUCUCUAAGGAUUGUCAUCCAAGCAUAGCACAAUUAUGAACUGGCAGCAUGUAGGGUACUUAGCAGUGUGGUAAAUGCAUUACCCUGAGUAAAAGGACUAGUCUAGUUGGGCUUGUUCAUUUUUCAGAAAAUGAGAUGACUAGCAAGUCUGUAAUUUUCCAUGUCAUGCUUAGUACUUUCAUUUCCCUUCAGUUCACUCUGAGUGAUUAAAAACACCUGAAGGAAAACCUAUUUUGAACAAAGUGGUCUGUGGCUUGAGGAUGACUAAGGCAAAAGGGACUUUACACUCAUGCGGUAUCUUGUUUAAAUCGGGCUGCUACCUGUGCAGAGCACUUCCAUUUGCUGCAUAGCUCCUUUGCAUGGGUAGAGGCCCAGUUUAAAUGAAACAUUGGUGUGAGUACAAAGUCUCACAGGUGAAUUCUUUUGCCUCAGCAUCACAUUUAAAUUAAAGCUACAUCUCUGUGUUUUGUGUUUUUUAGGUUGAAAUAACCAAACACUAAUGCGCUCCAAAAUCAUGACAUUUCUAUCUGGGAGGUAUUUCAUCGUUUACAGCUCUCUGCAUUUAAAAACCUUCCAUUAGUUUCCUUUAAAGCACAUCUAGCUAUCUUGUUUACAAAUGUAUCUUUUGUAUGUAUAUUUUGUAUAGUGCUUUAUCACUUCUGCCAAAUAUUUUUUUCUUAUUUUGGAAGUUUAUUAAGUAGCUCCUGAGCUUGUAUUCAUGUAGUCCCUGUUUGUUAACGUUUUACCUUACAGUAAAUUGUUAGAGAUCUUUCUAAGUGUGUAUUCAACUCUUUUGUCAGUCUUCGUGUGAUUGUAUAUUAAGAUGUUCCCUUUGUAGUACUUCCUAUUAUAGAUUAUUGGAUUAUUAAAAAAAUAGGAUCUGUGCAAUAAAGUGUUUGCAGUCUUAUUUUCUUUAAGGAUGUCAUAACCAUUGGAUACUGAAAUAAAAAUAUUUAUACUUAUGCAGUUGCAGAAUAUUGAAAUAAAAUUGA
Eublepharis macularius is the source of this 10044-nucleotide messenger RNA. Its product is annotated as microtubule-associated serine/threonine-protein kinase 4-like. The transcript is spliced from 26 exons. The coding region runs from base 295 to 7545 and encodes 2416 amino acids. The record is from RefSeq and is a predicted model, not a curated record. Gene Ontology annotation, molecular function: protein binding; protein serine/threonine kinase activity; ATP binding. Lineage: Eukaryota; Metazoa; Chordata; Lepidosauria; Squamata; Eublepharidae. Gene Ontology annotation, biological process: peptidyl-serine phosphorylation; intracellular signal transduction.